Messenger RNA from Coccomyxa subellipsoidea C-169, 1471 nucleotides. Its product is annotated as putative malonyl-CoA:Acyl carrier protein transacylase. The coding region runs from base 49 to 1140 and encodes 363 amino acids. Gene Ontology annotation, molecular function: [acyl-carrier-protein] S-malonyltransferase activity. The transcript is spliced from 11 exons. NCBI's taxonomy places the organism in Eukaryota, Viridiplantae, Chlorophyta, Trebouxiophyceae, Coccomyxaceae. The record is from RefSeq and is a predicted model, not a curated record.
GAUUGUUAUUUGUAAAUUCCCAUCAAAUUAUUGUAGGACAUUGGAAAUAUGGCAUUGAAGGCAUCACCAAUGUCAGUCAAUUUGCGAAGCGUGCUGGGCACUAAGAGGAUCUUCUCCCGGACUUCGGUAGCAAAGCCGACACGAUCGCAGACUGUGAGACCGAAGGCUACUGCGUCUGUGGCCGAGAAAACUUCAGACACAAAAUUUGCCCAGUACACCCCUGGUACAGCUUUUCUCUUCCCAGGACAAGGCGCUCAGACUGUGGGCAUGGCCAAGGACGUUGUCGAGGAGGUCCCAGCCGCAAAGGACUUAUUUGAUAGGGCAUCUGAGAUUCUGGGAUACGACCUUCUGAAGCUCUGCGUCGAGGGCCCAAAGGAAAGACUGGAUUCAACUGUCAUCAGCCAGCCUGCGAUUUAUGUUGCCAGCUUGGCAGCAGUUGAGAAGCUGCGCCUGACAGAAGGAGAGGAGGCUGUGCAAGCAGCGGAUGUUGCUGCUGGGUUGAGCCUUGGAGAGUACACUGCACUGACUUUCGCAGGCGCACUUAAGUUUGAGGACGGUGUGAGGUUGGUGAAGAUUCGGGGGGAGAGCAUGCAGGCAGCGGCUGAUGCUCGUCCCUCUGCCAUGGUCUCUGUCAUCGGCCUGGCUGCAGACAAGGUAGAGGAGCUGUGCGAAGCAGCCAACAAGGAGGUAGGAGCGGAUGAGGGUGUGCGGAUUGCAAAUUUCCUGUGCAAUGGGAACUACGCUGUCAGUGGGGGCCUGCCAGGCUGCGAGGCAGUUGAGAAGCUGGCAAAGAGCUUCAAGGCAAGGAUGACUGUGCGACUGGCUGUGGCUGGUGCAUUCCACACCGCCUACAUGCAGCCAGCAGAGGAAAAACUCAGGGAAGCACUGGCGUCAACAGAGAUUGUCGUCCCUCGCAUCCCUGUGGUAUCUAAUGUGGAUGCACAGCCGCACUCUGAUCCUGAUGUGAUCAAGGAUAUCCUUGCCCGCCAGUUGACAUCCCCUGUGCAGUGGGAGAAGAGCAUGCAGACCAUGUUGGAGAAGGGCCUUGAAAGGAGCUUUGAGAUUGGACCCAACAAGGUCAUUGCAGGAAUUCUGAAGCGCAUCGACAAGAAGCACAGCGUCACAAACAUCCAAGUGUGAGCCACAGUAAAAACGCAUCAAAGCAGGUUGCAAGGCAAGCCAUGAUGAAGCCUGCUUUCAGUACUGCCAAUGAAUGUGUCUGCAAAAAUGGGCUACUUGAGAAGAGAGAAGAGAGAUGAGAGAGAGAUGGGGCGUCUGACAUAAAGAACAAAUGUCUGCGUCUGCUGUAUAUUGUCUUGUUGAUACAUUUACGGAUCAGCAAUAUGCGGGAAUGGUUCACAAUUAGAAGAAGGUAUGGUUCACGAUUGUAAAUGUAAUACAGCAAUGGUUCACAAUUGCACUGUCACUGGCACAGUCAGGAAUCAUCUGUAACAAUGGUGACCUGAUCAAA